Messenger RNA from Perkinsus marinus ATCC 50983, 2106 nucleotides. Its product is annotated as calcium/calmodulin-stimulated cyclic nucleotide phosphodiesterase, putative. NCBI's taxonomy places the organism in Eukaryota, Perkinsozoa, Perkinsida, Perkinsidae. Gene Ontology annotation, molecular function: 3',5'-cyclic-nucleotide phosphodiesterase activity. Gene Ontology annotation, biological process: signal transduction. Bases 1 to 2106 code for a protein of 701 amino acids. The record is from RefSeq and is a predicted model, not a curated record. The transcript is spliced from 19 exons.
AUGGAUUUCAUUGGAGCGUUUUCCCUCUUCCUUGACAUAUCUUGGGCGCUCGGUGACAACGACCAGAGUCUUGAAUUUAACUCUGGUUUCGGCUCCAACGUUGUCUUACUCCGUGCUGCCCGUACGACUAAGCUCGGCGCACGAGCCGGACGAAUAACUCGAGUGAUGAGGUUGCUGAAGUGGCUGCCUGGUGUCAGCAGCACCCAAGACGAGAGCGCUGGCACGGCCAAAGUCCUUGGGUCAAGGCUGAUCAAUGCUUUAUCCACUAGAGUUUCAAUGUUGACAAUUGGCUUAGUUAUGGUAUUGCCCAUAUUUGACGUCAUGAAGUACCCGAAUGAAGAUCAUUCUAUGCAGGCUUGGGCACAGCAGUUCGCAAGCCAGGUGCAUGUUUUUGGAGAAGAUUAUAUUGGGGGAGAGUCUUUCAACCAAACCAUUGUCGAGUUCCUGGACUUCUACGAUUUCCAAGAAUACAGACCAGUGACGUUGGUGAUAGAGGCGCUCCCAACGGGCGUGCUGUAUGCGGAGAACUUUGCUGAACCACCGAAUAGGAUAUCUAAUGAGUUGUGGGUCACGAGUCAUGGUUAUGAUGGUACGAAAGUACAAGUCAUGUUUGACUUUACGGCGGUGAGUAAGACAGACGCUGGUGCGAACAUUGCCUUGGUGAUCACUGUUAUUAUCGUUAUGAUACUCUCGGCGACUUUGCUGAGCAACAGUGUAUCGCAAAUAGUACUGGUCCCAUUAGAAGGGCUAUUCUGUCGAGUGAGAGAUAUGGCAAAGACGAUCUUCAAAACGGUCAGUCAAAUCAGCAAGGUCGCCGUGGAAGAGCGACAAGAGGAUGAGCAUCUUGUGAACCUCGCACAUAGUGAUGAGGAUUUGGAGGAUUCUGGGGCGUUCAUGAGUGAGGCUUCGGUGAGAAAACGACAGGUCCUCGAGGCAGUGGUGGAGAAGUUGGCUGUGCUCUCGGAGAUGUUCAUUGCGAAGCACCCUGUUGAUGCGGAGGAGCUGAAGAACCUUGGCUCGGACGAUCUCGCUGUGUUAGACAUGAUUACCCAAAAUCAGGCGCGAAAGGCCAGUCAAGACAACGAGAUAUUGGCUGAUAGAUUAGGCCGAAGAGCAACAGCGUUGCGAACCUUCGUCUCCGACUUGCAGAAAUCAGGACUAUUAGAUUGUGGUUUGGCCGACAGUUGGAAUUACGAUGUCUUGCAACACAGUCUUGAACAAAACGAUGCCCUACUGAAGUAUAUCUUCUUGGGGUCCGGGAUUUCCCAUUUUAUCACUGGCUUCAUCGACUUGGGCGUUCUAGAGGUCUUCUUAAGGAGGGCACGGCUGGCGUAUUUGGACAAUCCUUAUCACAAUUGGUAUCAUGCGGUUGACGUCACACAUACUGUUUACAGGUACCUGGUUCUAUCCAAGGGAAUGGCAUUUUUCCAACCCUUGGACUGUCUAGCGGUCCUGUUGGCCGCAGUAGUCCACGACAUAGGGCACCCGGGAGUCAACAACCCGUACUUGAUCGAAACUGCUCAUGAGCUGGCUCUACGAUACAAUGAUAAAUCACCUUUGGAAAAUAUGCACUGUGCGCGCUUUUUUGAGCUGAGCAGCGAUGCUGAGGCGAACGUUCUGCAAGGCCUUUCUAAGCAACAGUAUCGAGAUGCGCGACGGAUUAUGAUCGAGUGCAUUUUACAUACGGAUAAUGCGCAUCAUUUUGAGAUGAUAAAAACUUUGCAGAUGUUGUAUCAGUUGAAUCGCGAGAUCGUAGAUGAGGGCUAUGAUCCUGAGGAAGAGGAGUGGUCAGGAGAGUGCAUUGCACUGUACUCGAGCAAUGAUGUUCGAAUGACUUUACUUCAACUAUUCCUUCACGCGGCAGAUAUCUCUAAUCCGACAAAGCCGUUUGAGAGUUGCAAGGCCUGGGCUAAUAGAGUUUUGGAUGAAUUUUUCGCCCAGGGUGAUCUAGAGAAAGCCCAGAACAUACCAGUCCAGAUGCUAAAUGAUCGCAAUACCGUCUCGAGGCCGCAUUCCCAGAUUGGCUUUCUCGAGUUCUUGGUUGCACCUUUGUUCCUGCUGCAGGUAGCGAGAGACGCAGGUUCGAUCCCCGGCUCCGACAACUAA